Lycium ferocissimum is the source of this 1590-nucleotide messenger RNA. RefSeq lists its product as uncharacterized. Gene Ontology annotation, biological process: intracellular transport. The record is from RefSeq and is a predicted model, not a curated record. The transcript is spliced from 9 exons. NCBI's taxonomy places the organism in Eukaryota, Viridiplantae, Streptophyta, Magnoliopsida, Solanales, Solanaceae. The coding region runs from base 131 to 1171 and encodes 346 amino acids.
GCCCACAUAUCUAUUUUCCCCUCUUCCAUCUCUGCUCACAACUGGAAAGAAGAACCAAAAAAACCCUAAUUUUCAAAAAAAAAAAAAAAAAAAUGAAACAAAAUUAAAUUUUUGUUUUUGAUUUUUCUCAAUGAUGAGAGGAACCAAACGAUUCGCUCCGUCUGAUUCAAAAUCGUUCACAGGCGAUUCACAGAUUCAGGGCAAAAAACUAAUGGCUGGAUCAAUUUUUGAUUCACAAAAGGCUGAACAAUCCCAACCGCAAACAACGAAGACUCCACAGUUAGAUAUGCAAAGGGCUGAAUCAUCUAGACAGCAUGUGAGAGCUCUCAAUACUCAGUUCACAAGUUGGGUCCAAACGCAGUUACAGAACCACCCUGAUGAACUUUGGGAAGAUGGAAUUCAAGACUACUUAAACCACUCUUCGACUAUCAAGGAGAAGUUUAGUGACAUUGUGAAUUGGCUUAAAGCUAAUUCUUCCAAUGGAGAGAAUAAAUCUGCACUGGGAUCCCAAGCUGCUUCGAAGACCCUAGAGUCAGUAAUAAAUAAGGAGAGUGAUGGUAAAUUAUCUUUUCCCAAACCUGCUGUUCCUGUGGCUAAUUCAUCUUCAAGUUUUGGUGCAUCAUGGAGCUCAGGAGGUCUCUUUAACAACACAAGUCCCUUUUCAUUUGGGCUCCAAUCUUCAGUACAAACCCAAAAUGCAGUACCUGCGAAAAUUGAUACUGCAAAUGAUGUCCAAGAUGCUGAAGAUGAAGUGGAGCAGCCAAGCAGCCCUUCGGUGAAGAAGACUGAAGAAAAGGGAGUCACUGUAGUUCAUGAAGUCAAAUGUAAACUUUAUGUGAAGUCAACUGAUCCAGCGGAUAAAGAUGCAUGGAAAGACAGGGGGACUGGUCAGCUUUCUAUUAAGUGUAAAGAAGGUGUUAGCAGGGGUACCCGGGAAUCCAAACCAACUAUCUUGAUACGAAAUGAUGUUGGAAAGAUAUUGCUUAAUGCAUUGUUAUAUCCAGGCAUUAAAACAAACUUGCAGAAGAACUCCAUUGUUGCAAUAUUCCAUACCUCGGGUGAUGGUGACAACGAUGAUGUUGUCGCACGGACAUUCUUGAUAAGAACAAAAACAGAGGAGGAUCGAAAUAAAUUGGCAUCAGUCAUCCAGGAACAUGCUCCUGCUGCCUGAGAACUACCCUGGCAGCAAUUUUCUGUUUGUACCAUUACCCACCUCCGGGAAGGACGGAUGCUUGGAAUGGAUCGCCUUAACUCUUCGACAGUUUCGUGGAAGACUCUUGACGGUCUAGCAGUUAAAUUAUAACUUAGCUUAUUUUGCAGGACAAAUGUACUGAUCCUGCAAUUGUGGGAAGUCCUGUCCCAUCGAGAGGCUUUUAUACACUAUUGUACAGAGGAAAGAUUCGAGAUAUGCUAGUGCCCAACAGAAGGAAAAGAAAUUGUACCCCAUUAUUAUUGUUGGGAAAAAGUAGUACCUUAUUUCAUUCAAUUUUUCCAUCUUUCCCUAUCUGUAUUUUUCAGUAGCUAAACGCCCUCAAUGGCAAAAUAGGCUGCUAUUACCAAACUUAAUCUAUUUGUGACACUUUUUGAGUA